AUGCUGGUGGUCCUACUGACAGCGGCCUUGUUGGCCCUGAGCUCAGUUCAGAGCUCAAAUGCAGCAACCAUCUAUGAAGAGUCUUCUUUGCAACUCUCAGAGGAAGAGCAGCAAGACCAAGGCCCUGGUCAACCUCAUCAGAGACCCCCACCUGGAGAAUUCUCCCCAAAACCUUCUGCAUCUGAAGAAGAAGGUGAUGAUGAUGUUGAAGAAGAUGGAAACGCACCAGAGAGACCACCACAGCAAGGAUGUGACCACCAGAAACCUCGCCCUCCUAAACCUGGAAACCAGCAAGCAGAGGAAGAGCAGCAAGGCCAAGGCCCUGAUCAACCUCAUCAGAGACCCCCACCUGGAGAAUUCUCCCCAAACCUUUCUGCACCUGAUGAAGAAGGUGAUGAUGAUGGCGAAGAAGAUGGAAAUGCACCAGAGAGAUCACCACAGCAAAGUGACCACCAGAAACCUCGGCCUCCUAAACCUGGAAACCAGCAGGGAGGCCCUCAGCAAAAUCGCCCUCCUAAACCUGGAAACCAACAGGGCCCACCCCAGCAGGGAAGUGAGGAAGGGCCAAGUUCCCUGUAG
This is a messenger RNA of Mesocricetus auratus (golden hamster), 579 nucleotides long. Its product is annotated as acidic proline-rich protein HP43A-like. Lineage: Eukaryota; Metazoa; Chordata; Mammalia; Rodentia; Cricetidae. The coding region runs from base 1 to 579 and encodes 192 amino acids. The record is from RefSeq and is a predicted model, not a curated record. The transcript has 4 exons.